Messenger RNA from Laccaria bicolor S238N-H82, 1728 nucleotides. RefSeq lists its product as uncharacterized. The transcript has 5 exons. Gene Ontology annotation, molecular function: phosphatidylserine decarboxylase activity. The coding region runs from base 1 to 1728 and encodes 575 amino acids. NCBI's taxonomy places the organism in Eukaryota, Fungi, Basidiomycota, Agaricomycetes, Agaricales, Hydnangiaceae. Gene Ontology annotation, biological process: phospholipid biosynthetic process. The record is from RefSeq and is a predicted model, not a curated record.
AUGGACUCCACAACCCCACCACCACUACCACCACCCCGCCCCACAAAAGGGCUCAACUUCAAACGCGCCUUCAAAUCCGCUACACGCCUUCCCGUCCCGAAAGGCCUAGGUUUCAAAAGUGGAUCGGGGCGUAACAAUUUCUCGCCUGCCCCCGGAGAACUCCCCAUCGUCAUAUGCAAGAUCCAAAUCAUCGGAUGUACCCAGCUCUUGGCGAAGGAUAGGAAUGGCGCUAGCGAUCCAUUCGUCGUCGUUUCGGUUCUGUCGAUGCGUCACCAAACCCCCGUCGCCAAACGGACUUUGAACCCCGUGUAUAACCCCAAAGACGCAACGUUCGAAUUCCCGCUCUACCUCUCCCUAGCUGAUAAGCUCGUUGGGGUGGAGUUGGUGGUAUGGGAUAAGGACAUGUUAUCGAAGGAGUAUCUAGGCGAGGUGGCUUUGUCUUUGGAAUCUUGGUUCAGAGGCGAGGGCGAGGAGAAUGUUUUGGGGUUUGAUGAGCCUGGAAAUAAGCCUUUUUCUGUCGACCUCUUAUCGACGCGACCCAAUACAGCUGCUACGGGUAGCAUUCAGCUCAAGAUUGGAUUCAUCCCCCCGCAUGGAACGCAUAACCUUUUAGAGUACGAUGAGAUUUACGGAGAGUUCGUUAAGCGCUCUAGGCCUUCUUUGGUCUCGACUCCUGCUACAGAAGGCGUCGGCACCAUCCGCUCGCAUCACGCCAACGGGAACCAAUACGCUUUCCAAGACGACGGAGGGCUCUCUUCAGACGACGAAGAUGACGAAGAGGAAGGCGAAGACGAAUUCGUCGAUGCCCACGAAGAUCAAGGCGCUAUCACCAACAACCUCCCUCUCACAGAGCUAUACACACCACCAACACCAACCGAAGCCGACAAAGCAUUACCACCGCUCGUCACCGCUGCUACCACGGGAAUCAGGCCUCCCCCACCCGAACUCAUCAUUCAGCCAAGUUCUCCCGGUGGUAGUACGACGCCUACACACAGCGCAGCCCUCAAAACAGCCACGCCACUCACGCAGCCGACGCCAAAAGCGACGAGUGGUGGGUUCAUGCCCAAAAUGAAGUUUACGAGGAAGAUAUCGGGGCUUACUGGGAUUGGUGGUGGUGAGGGUGGGACGAAGGCUCAAUCCCGCUCGAGGAGUGCGUCGCCUGUUCCUCGUCCUCCUGCUUCCCCUGUGCCUUCUUCGCCUGGGCUGGGGAUUGAUGGAGGGGAUGUGGGUGCUGGUGGGAAGAAGAAGAGGUUCAGUAGGAAGAGUAGUGAGGCGUACAAGUUUGGUUCGGAGGCUAAUGACGUUGUGGGGAUUGUUAUGCUUGAGAACCAGGGUGCUGUUGAUUUGCCGAGGUUCAAGAAUCUGACGCGAACAGUAUGGGACAUGGAUCCCUUCGUCGUCGUCUCCUUCGGCAAAAAGGUGUUCCGAACCCGCGUCAUAAGACACUCACGUAACCCCGUCUGGGACGAGAAGCUCUUAUUCCACGUUCGUCGGUACGAAAUGUCGUUCAAGGUCACUUUGGCCAUCUUGGAUUGGGAUAAGCUUUCGUCGAGUGAUUAUGUUGGGGACGUGAGUUUUGAUGUUGGGGGCUUGGUGGAAAGUGCGCCGCAGCCUGAUCCAGUUACGGGGUUAUAUGCCGUCGAUGAGGGGGAGAUCAUCCUAUGGUGGAUUAUAGGCUUCCGUUGGUGGGGAGUUCGUCUUGGGAGGGCAAGUCUGGUCCUAUUUUGA